CGGGUCGAUCCCACGUGUCAUUUCUUAGCCGACCACAACCGCCAUGGCCAAACCCAGUCGUCGCCACAGUCGACGCAAGGCCGCAGCCGUCGAGAACGCCAAGCAGCAGUCGGAGCCCGCCAAGGCCUCGCCCCCCGCCGAUGACGCUGCGCACUACCUGUACCUUUACGCAGCGAUGGUUGCAGUGGCUGUGACGUGCGCCCGCAUCGACAUCGUCGCGCUCGCCGUGCCGUCGCGGUACGUGGCCUCCUGGUGGCGCUUUCUCUUCGUCAUCAUCGUGUGCAUCAACGUCCGUAACCACGCGACGCUUGGACAUCGCCCGUGGCAGCUGCGCUGGGCGGCCUACGUCCUAUGCAACUUUGCAGGUAUGACGGUCACCCAAACGAUCCGCGGCGAAACGCUGGGCUACCUACGCAGCCUCACGCCGUGGCAAGACGUCGCGUCUGCCGGUCUCCUCGUCGAGGCGCUCGUCGUCUGGAAGCCAGCGGCGCAAGCGACGAGUCUCAUGGCCCUCCGCGGUCUCUGUGGGUUCCCCGUUGCCGUGUGGAAGUGCUGGAGCGUGCGCCAGCACAUCCACUACGCGUACACUGCGUCCGUAUCGUGGGCCAAGGUAGCUCCAAUGGUCACGUCGGACAUGUACGCGAGCGGCAUUGCUCUCGCCUGUAUCGCGCACGCCGUGAGCACGCGCUCGCUGCUGCCAACGCGACCCGCGCAGCUCCAGUGGCCAAUCGAGAUUGCAGCCACGGUCGCCGCGACCAUCAUGAUUGUGCACGUUUGGCACAGCGACGACCUUCUACUGGGCUCUCUCGGGUAUACCGCCAUGCUGCUCUUCAACAUCCACAAGUUUUGCGGCGCGCCGCUAACGUACUUAAUCCUGGCCCGUGCGCGCAAAGUCGUUUGAACAUUGAUUUUCUACUUUUUCUUCUUGCCAG
Molecule: messenger RNA, 932 nt
Organism: Saprolegnia parasitica CBS 223.65
Lineage: Eukaryota; Oomycota; Saprolegniomycetes; Saprolegniales; Saprolegniaceae
Exons: 1
Coding region: 44-901 (285 amino acids)
Source: RefSeq, a predicted model, not a curated record